Molecule: messenger RNA, 438 nt
Organism: Drosophila subpulchrella
Lineage: Eukaryota; Metazoa; Arthropoda; Insecta; Diptera; Drosophilidae
Exons: 3
Coding region: 10-438 (142 amino acids)
Source: RefSeq, a predicted model, not a curated record
GAAAGCAACAUGGGAUAUCUAAUUUCGGCAGCAUGUUUACUGGUGCUCCUAAUAAUCCCUUUUCGCAUGGGGAACACAGAAGAAGAUUUCGAAGAGGAUAUGCAGAUACUAAAGAGCAUUUGCAAUGGAUCACCGGACGGAAUCACUAGAGUUGAACAUCUUGUGGGAUUGAUUGAUGAAUACAGCUGUAAUGCUUCCGACUUUUUCGCCGAAGAAAAGGACAAAAUCAACAGGACCAACGAAUUCUAUAUCACACCUGAACUUAAGAGAAAUAUGGGGAAAUCGUUACUUAAUUUCAUAGUAAAGAAGAUUGUAUCUAGAAUUUUUGAAGAGCAUUACAAAGGGAUCGGUUGCAAAGAAAAUGUUUUCUUUGAGGUUUUCCACGACCUCGCCGAUGACGAAGAUGAUGAUGAGGCACAUACGAGCGCCAGACUUUAA